This is a messenger RNA of Mya arenaria, 3947 nucleotides long. RefSeq names its product battenin-like. Gene Ontology annotation, cellular component: membrane. Bases 177 to 1424 code for a protein of 415 amino acids. The transcript is spliced from 15 exons. NCBI's taxonomy places the organism in Eukaryota, Metazoa, Mollusca, Bivalvia, Myida, Myidae. The record is from RefSeq and is a predicted model, not a curated record.
GUUGUCUGCUACGUUGCAGGGCGUAAACUUUGUUCAGGCUGGCACACCUAGAUGAUUAAAACAAUUGCAAACGUUGUUGCCUAAUUCGUCACUUUGGACUGUUGGAGCAGAGAGUCAUGUAAAGGUCUUUGGAGAAUGGUCAGUUCAUCAGCCUGAUACUAGCAUUUAGAAAAAAAAUGGAUAUAAGGAACUGGAUUGGGUUGUUUUUGCUGGGCACCAUCAACAAUCUUCCGUAUGUGAUUGUGACCUCCGCUGCCAGUACGAUAGCAGAUAGUUUUGGAAAGAAAAACUUAAUUGGACUUGUGUUUGGAGCCAAUGUUGCCCUGUCCGCAGUUGUGAAAGCAAUUAAUGGUGCCUUUUUACUCAAUGUUUCCUAUGGGAUAAGAUAUGCUGUUAAUGCCUGUUUGAUGCUAAUAGGGCUUUUUGGUGUGGCAUAUGCACCAAGUUUUUGGUUUUCUCUGGUGUGCAUUGUUUUUGUUGGAGCAAGUGCUGCAUUCGGAGAAAAUGUUGCCCUGGGAUACCUGCGCUUCUUCCCCAGCAAGAUGGUAAAUGCAUGGUCGAGUGGCACGGGAAUGGCGGGCGUGCUGGGCUCUUUCAUCUACAUUACCUUCGGUUGCGUGGUUGGAGCAGGGGGAGACAACUUGGGCAAACUCAGACAUCUCACACAGUAUGCAUUUCUGUUGACAUCUCCUGCAGUGGUUGUGUACCUGUUCUCCUACUUCCUGCUGAUCCGGCGCCCUGUUGAGAGACAUGAACGGGAACCAGACCAUAUACAGCAGGACUCAGAACGGGAACCAUUUCUAGGUGGUAACCAAUCCAUACAGGGUGAGGGUCAGGAGGGGCCGCCCAGGAUCGAGGAUGUCAGCAGCAGUCUGGCCCAGCUUCUUGAUGCCAAACCUCCUCCUGAGACCUCCCUGCAGCGCAUCUGGAGGUGCUUCAAGCUUGUCUCAUGGGUGUCCAUCAAUCUUUGUGCAGUGUACCUGUUUGAGUAUGUAGCCCAAGGUUGUGCAGCUAAGGUGCGGCCCAAGAAGGAGUACAAUAUUGGUUGUCCAGAACUGUAUGCUGGGCUCUCUCUUUGCUACCAGGCUGGAGUGUUUGUGUCAAGGUCAUCGGUGCAGAUGUUUCAGAUCCGGCGUGUCCACAUUCUCUCCAUUCUCCAGUUCUUGAACAUGUUGCUCUGGCUUAUAGAUGUCCAUUACAAGUUCCUGCCUGUUGCAAUUCUGCCGGCACUGAUGGUGUACGUGGGCCUGCUGGGUGGAGCCUCAUACGUAAACAUCUUCUACCUCCUUCUCCAUGACAAAGCCUACCCUGACACUGACCGCGAACUUUGCAUCAACAUAGCAGCACUCUUCAUCACUCUAGGGAUCAUCACUGGUACUGGUGUGGAGACCCUACUGUUCAGCACAGCCCUCAAGAAUGACUAGCCCUACACUUCGGCUCACAAAGAUUAUACACAUGUUAUAACAGUUAAUUUCGUUUCAUUGUUUAGUAUAUAUAAAUAUAUAUACAUAUGAUUAUGUUGAUUUACUCCACAUUUGCUUCACUUGUUUUGUAAACUGUGAUAUAACAUUUGUGCCAAUUUCUACAUGAAUGCCGUUGUUUUGUUGUUGUUUUUAAUUAUAUUUACUUGGCAAAUAUACAUGCACCUUAAAUGAAUUAUUACAUUUUUUAAUGCUGAGAUUUUAAUUACUCUAUUGUUCAUGUCCAUUUUUAAUCUUUGUUUAUGGGAUUUGCAUGAAAAAGUUCUUUUUUUUUCUUAAAUUCAAAAAUUUAAAAUAUGAUUGAAACACCUAUUUUUAAUAGAUUUAUUAAGUUCAAUAUUUUCAAAAAGAAUUUCAUUGAAAAAUAAUUAAAAUAUGGAUUUUUAUUGAAAAAGGGAAACACAAUUUUAAGAUGUGAUUAAGAUUUAUUACCUUCAUGCAGAUAUACAAAUAGUUUGAUGUAUACAACACCCACAAAAGUCCUGAUUCUUGCAUCAAUUUUAUAUUACAGAUCCACUUGAGCCAUACAAGGUGGGAAUCAAUAUUUUCCCAACCUUGAUGGAGCUAAUUGACAAAAAUAAUGUGGUUCAUUUAGUUGUUCAACAUUUCUCAAGUGUCACUAGCAUUUGGCCUUUGCUCCAUACUGGAGAACAGAUAAUCCAUUGGGGUGGUGCUCUUAAACUGUUUUGAUCAUUAUGAUUCUUAAGAAGAGGUUCUAUUUGUUGAGGUUGUAAAUAUACAUGUUCCUACACUGAACAAAUCUUCUAAUUGAUACAUUUGAGUAUGAUGUAUCUCAUAAACGAUACAAUUAUAUCCUCUUCCUGCAUUCAGAAUGCAUUUCUUUGGAAGUAAAUGCCCAAUUGAACUUCUUGACAUUUACCAUUUGAUCAUAACUGCCAUCUAUAUUCAAUUCAAAGGGAGAUAAUUUUAAAUUGUUUUCUUAGCCUGUAUUGAGAAUGUAACACAAUUUAUUAAGUCUCCCCUAAAUAAUAGGGGAGACAUAUUGCUUUGCUCUGUCCUUCAGUCAGUCAGUCAGUCCCUACGUCACACUUUAUUUCUGCUCAAUAACUUGAGAACGCGAAGAUCCACCAGGUCAUAACCAGUAAAAUGACCCCUAUUGAUUUUGAGAUCAGAAGGUCAAAGGUCAAUGUCGCAAUUGACCUUGAGGAAAAAAAGGUUUCCCCUCAAUAACUGAAGAUCCUUUAGGUCCAGGAACUUCAUACUUGGUAUGCAGGUUGGUCAUGACCAGUACAUUACCCAUAUUGUUUUUGGGAUCAGUACUUCCAAUGUCAUGGUAGCAGUGACCUUCAGGUAAAAAACGAUAUGUUGGUGGUGACUUAAGGCUGAAAAAAUGGUUUCCGCCUGAUAAUUGGGAUUAGUAGGUGAAAGGUCACAGUGACCUUCAGGUGAAAACAUCGUACGUCACACUUCUUUCUGCUCAAUAACUAAAGAACGCUUGGACCAAUGAACUUCAUACUUGAACCCAGGAACUUUAUAUUUGGUAGGCAGGCUGGUAAUGACCAGUAGAUGACCCCGGUGUUUGCUUGUCUCCAGUCCCGAAAUUUCUAUUUCCAUCAUUAAUUAUUUUUCAAAUAGCACCAUGCAAUGGGGGAGAUUACCGCUCUUUCAAAAAAGCAAUCUCUAGUUUGGUUUUCUUUUACAUCAUUUUCAAAGUCAGGGUAUUGGAAAUCAUGCAUAUGGCUUGAUUUGAUUUUUUUGCUCAACUGAGCACGAAGUGCUCAAGGUGAGCAAUUGUGACCGGUCUAGGUUAGGCGUCUGGUGUUUGUCUUCUAUUGUCCGGCGUCAACAAUAACUUAUAAACAUCAUCUCCUCCAAAAUUGUUUUAACAAGUUUGAUGCAACUUUACAGGGAUGUUCCUUGGGUGGUGCCCUUUCGAAAUUGUUCGAAGAAAUGAAUUCCAUUUAGCACUCUGGUUCCCAUGGUAACCAGAAGCAAACACUUCAAAAAUAUCUUGAAAAAAUACAUGAGGCCUAGAGCUUAGCUGUUUGGUGUGCUGCAUUAACUUGUGUGUGUCUGCCAAGUUUGUUCAAAUUAUGCCACUUGGGUCAAAAACUGGCUGUGCCCCGAGGAUAUCAAAUUUAUUACAUACUUAUAUAGAGAAAUCUUUUCUUCUGAAAUCUUUAGACAUAGACUCUUGAUAUUUUGUGUGUGUCAAUAUAUAGUGGUCCUCUAUCAAGAUUGUUCAAAUCAUGGUCUCGGGGUAAAUACUGGCCCCAUCCCAGGGGCUACAAGUUUCCUAUAAACUUACAUAAGAAACACAUUUUGUUAAAACCUGAAAGCUAGAGGAAAUUUAUGCUGUGUAUGUUUGUUUUAAGUACUUAAUAAUAUUUGUAAUUUUAAAGUGUCUUGUUUCUUAUUUAUUUUGAAUAGCUUUUAAAUUAAAAAUGUUGAUUCAUAUGAAUUUGACUUUAAUGUAUCAUAUACAAAUACAUGUAUAGACUAUUA